Molecule: messenger RNA, 1535 nt
Organism: Ochotona curzoniae (black-lipped pika)
Lineage: Eukaryota; Metazoa; Chordata; Mammalia; Lagomorpha; Ochotonidae
Gene: CCDC160
Product: coiled-coil domain containing 160
Exons: 3
Coding region: 150-1112 (320 amino acids)
Source: RefSeq, a predicted model, not a curated record
CGGCCCGCAGGUGCUGGCUGCCUUCGGAGAAUCGGGGACAAGACUCUCCAGACCACGCCCAAGCUUGCAGCUCAAGCUGGAGGGGUGCGACUGCAUUCUGUGGAAGACCUCAGACCUCAAGAUACGAAGUGGAAGAAGUGCCUAAAACAAUGGAUGCCAGAAAAAAACAUUGGAAGGAGAAUAUGUUUACUCCUUUUUUUAAUGCACAGUAUAUUCUAGAAGAGAUUUCUCAGCCGGAAUCUGUGGAACCAGCUACUGCAGAAAAGACCAAGAGGUUGGAAAGACUUUGUAAUUUGUCCAGCAGAACGUUUCAAGAAACAAGUACAAUUAAGAAGAAAGAAUGUAUUUCUCGAUCGAAUGAGAAAGAACAAGAACACAGUGUAAGAGAGAUAAAUAUAAACAUAACAAAGAAUGCAACAGACACAAAAUCUAACUGCUGUGUAUUAUCUAGUUUGGAUGUUGCAGCUAAAGAAAGCAUUAAUAGCAGGGAUCACCCUACCUGGCGUAGGAGGGAAUUACCAGUUCAUUUACAGCGACACAGUAGGAAUAAAUACACCAAAGGUAUGUCAACAAAACUUCGCCUAAAUAUUCUGAAUGAUGAACUUGAAGAACUUAACACGAAAUGCAAAAAAAUUGAAAAGGAAUUUGAAACUGCCGAAAAAGAAUUAUUGAGCUCCAAAAAUGACACCAUCCCCCUAAAUUUUCAGGAAACAAGGGUGGAUUCUUCGAGGAAAGACUGGGAACUUCAAGCAUUGCGAAACGAUCUGUGUAAAAAAUCAGCCAAUAUACAAAACUUAACUGAGGAGCUCCAGCAAGCCAAAGAAACCAUCUACAAGUUGAACUUAGAGAACCGGGAAUUAAGAGAAGCUGUUAGAAACUUAAAACAUCAGACUGAAGUUGGAAGCGUACUUCUCAAAGAAGAAAUGAAGCUGUACUAUGAGUUGGAGAUCGAGAAGAUUCGUGCAGAGCUUGAUGCGGUCAAGUAUGAACUAAGAGCUGAGAAGAACCUGCAAGCAAGAAACAGCCGAGCGUUAGAGCUGCUUAGAAAACACUUGGCGUCAGCGGUAAUAUCAUCCAGUGUCCAAGAUGGCUUUUGUGGGGAUUUCUUGUGAACUAAAAAAAAUCUGUCUUUGGACAAAUCCUUGAGCCAAAUCGAUGUCUGUUGUCCUUUUGUGUGUGUGUGUGUGUGUGUGUACCACUUAAAAUGUGUGUAAUAGGAAAUAGUUUUCAUUUGUGGUGAAUUGCAGUAUCUGUAAAACUUGAAAGCUUUGCUUUCAUUCUUUUAGAAUUCAUUCUAAGAAACUCUUUCAUUCAUUAGCGUUUCAUACUCUUUCUAAUGAAGUUAUUGUGAGAAUCCAAACGGAAGUGAAACCUCAGAAAUAUUUUAUACUUAUAGUAUAUUUAUAUAUUUCACACAAAAACUCGUAGUGACUCACCAAAUCUUUAUGAAUACAAAUUAACAACCAUUUUAUUAUCUUGUGAGCAAUAUGCCCUUGGUACGUGAAUAUUCUUCCAUCUGUUUUCAUUGAUAUUAA